AUGGAGCUGCAGCCAUCAUAUAAGACUGGGGUCGAGCAAAAGGAGGGAGAAAAAGGCCAGUAUUGCCAACAACACGACCACGCAAAGGAUCCAUGUUGGUGCUGUUUUCGCUUGAGUAGCAACAUGGCUAAACUAGUUGAACCUCCACCAAGAUUCACUCAUGCUGAGUGGACCUGCUCCAAUCUUUCCAAAUCUGUAAAUGCCAAUGCAGAGAGAGAAGAUGCUGAGAGAAUCAUUACUGAGUGUCUGAGGCUGGAGGAUGAAACUGAGAAAAGAACCAAGAAGACACAAAAGGAUGUCAACAGAAAAUUUGACCAGCGCCUAAAAGAUUUGGAUUUUUGGAAGAAGGAACUUGACACAAAAUUGGAUGACCUCCACAAAGAAAUAGACUAUUUAGAAGCAUUUAAGAUACGAGUGAAUAAAGCCCUGGAAGCAUUCCGAGACUACUUGGAAAUAGCCAAGCAAUGUUUGGUCAACAGGGAACGUCGAUAUGGCAUUGACUUGGUUCAUGAUAAUGUUCAGAGGGAGUUAUUGAAAGAGAUUGAAAUCAUAAAUGGUGUUCAAUCUCUCUUGGCUCGCACUGAAGAACAAACCAAAGAACAACUCAGGUGUAAUAGAAAAGUCAAGUAUAAACUGGAGAAAGAUCUUGAGGACAAAUGUGCUGGCAUUGAUAUUGACAAAUAUUGCCAGAAAUUGAAGGAUCAUUACUCAAAUCUUCAUUUCAAUGAUGAGGCAGCCAAGAUAGACCCCAAGUCUGUGUCUCUUAAUGAAUGGCAAGAAUUUUCAAAUGAAAUAAUAAGAAAUGCUGAGCGAGAACGGGAAAUAUCUGUGAAUCUGCGUUCCAUGAUUGAUGGAAUCCUGCAGCAAAUAUCUAGUGACAUGAAGAAGCAGUGUAAUGUGGUUAAUUUAGCUUUUGAACAGAGAAUUGCUGAUACCAAGGAUACAAAGCAGAAACUGGAAGAUAAUCUGAACAAAAUUUUGGAACAAAUUCGUGAAAUGGAAGAGAACAUUGCCAAAAUUGAAAUCAGCAUUAAUGAAAAGGAAUGUCCUUUGAAACUUUCGCAGACACGUCUUGAUGAGCGUGCUCAACGCCCAAAUAUGGAAUUGUGCCGUGACCCCGUACAGUAUCGUCUAAUUGAAGAAGUGGGUGAGCUGAAGAGGUCAAUAAAGGAACUGCAGAAUUGCCUCCAUCAGUCAAAAGCUUCAUUGAAGAGCCUCAUUCAAAACCAGAGAGAAUUGGAAGACGACAUUGAAGUUAAAUCAAACACAUUAUUCAUUGAUGAAGUUGAAUGCAUGGGCUUACGGAAAAGUAUUUAUAUUCAGACAUUCUAA
Acanthosepion pharaonis is the source of this 1332-nucleotide messenger RNA. The record is from the annotation of a GenBank genome assembly. Lineage: Eukaryota; Metazoa; Mollusca; Cephalopoda; Sepiida; Sepiidae.